Vicia villosa (hairy vetch) is the source of this 2547-nucleotide messenger RNA. Its product is annotated as proline-rich receptor-like protein kinase PERK4. The transcript has 9 exons. Gene Ontology annotation, biological process: protein phosphorylation. The record is from RefSeq and is a predicted model, not a curated record. NCBI's taxonomy places the organism in Eukaryota, Viridiplantae, Streptophyta, Magnoliopsida, Fabales, Fabaceae. The coding region runs from base 234 to 2294 and encodes 686 amino acids. Gene Ontology annotation, molecular function: ATP binding; protein kinase activity.
AUUGCAUUGUAGGAGAGGUGGCAUGAAAAUGCAAAACGGUUUCUGGGUCGUGUGUUACUAUUACUAUGUACAUUCACCAUGCUCAUCUCUUUUUCUUUUGAGAUUCCUCCUCCUCUUCCUCCCUUUCUCUCUCACCCCUUAGGUUUGAUGAUAUAUAAAUGGUUGGGGUCAAUAUUUGAGGGAGCGGGUGUGGCUUCUCCGCCUCAUUCAUUUUUGUAAAUAUAUUUUUAUCAAUGGCUGAAGCCAAUUCCCCAACAACAUCUCCACCGUCUGAUUCAUCGCCACCUCCGUCACAAGACGCGGCAAAUAAUCCAUCUUCACCACCACCAUCACCACCAGCCGCUGAUAAUUCAUCUCCACCACCGUCAUCCCCGCCACCAUCUUCUCCACCACCAUCAUCACCUCCUCCGUCAUCUCCACCUCCGUCAUCUUCACCUCCAUCUUCACCUCCUCCAUCGUCUCCCUCUUCGCCUCCUCCAUCAUCUCCGUCUCCCUCUCCGCCUUCUGACUCUUCUCCAUCUCCGCCUUCUGGCUCUUCUCCAUCUCCACCUCCGCCUUCGGACUCUUCUCCAUCUCCUCCAUCACCGCCGCCACCUCCAUCAUCACAAGGCCGCUCACCAUCGCCUCCAAACGGGCAAGAUUUUUCUCCUCCUCCUCCGCCACCACAUCAUCGUUUGUCACCUCCAAAAUCAUCUCACUCGAAUAACAACCACAAUUCAAAUAAUGAGAAUGGAAGCCAAUUGAGCACAGGGGCUAUAAUAGGAAUUGCAAGUGGAGUUGGUGUAUUGCUCCUUGUCAUUUCCAUACUCCUUAUUGUAUGUUCAAGAAGAAAGAAGAGAUCGCCACAACCUCACCUUCAAUUCUACCCGAAUCAACCACCACGCGGUCCAGGUCCUAAUCAUUAUGAGUACAACAAUAACCGUGAUCACAUACUUAAUAUUCCUCCACCACCAGGUGGUGGUGGAGGUUGGGGUCCACCACCACCUCCUGGUGGUGGUGGUGGUGGAGGUUGGGCUUUACCACAUGUAGCCAGUCUACCUCCCCAGCAAUUCAGCAGUGACAUGAGUACCUCGAGUUACUCCGGAUCGCAAGGUCCUGUAUUGCCACCACCACAUCCAACGGUUGCACUCGGGUUCAACCAGAGCUCAUUCACUUACGAUGAGUUAUCGGUUGCUACUGGUGCAUUUGCACAGCGAAACCUGUUGGGUCAAGGCGGAUUUGGAUAUGUACAUAAAGGUGUUCUUCCUAAUGGUAAAGAAAUAGCAGUGAAAAGCCUCAAGUCAACCAGUGGACAAGGUGAUAGAGAAUUCCAAGCUGAAGUUGAUACUGUCAGCCGCGUCCACCAUCGCUAUCUUGUUUCGCUUGUUGGAUACUGCAUUUCUGAUUCUAAAAAGCUUCUUGUUUAUGAAUUUGUUCCUAACAAGACUCUUGAAUAUCACCUUCAUGGAAAGGGUCGACCUGUGAUGGAUUGGGCCACAAGGCUUAAAAUCGCGCUUGGAUCGGCCAAAGGACUUGCUUAUUUACACGAGGAUUGUCAUCCUCGUAUCAUUCACCGAGACAUAAAGGGUGCAAACAUUUUACUCGAAAACAAUUUUGAAGCAAAAGUGGCAGAUUUUGGAUUGGCAAAGUUUAAUCAAGACGCUAACACUCACAUUUCUACUCGCGUCAUGGGAACAUUUGGGUAUAUGGCUCCUGAGUAUGCAUCGAGCGGUAAACUAACUGAUAAAUCUGAUGUCUUCUCGUACGGUAUUGUGCUUUUGGAGCUCAUAACUGGACGACGACCGGUUGGAUCCAUGGGUGAUUAUGAAGAAGACAGUUUGGUUGAUUGGGCUAGACCACUUUGUACAAAAGCAUUGGAAAGUGGAAUACUUACUGGAUUGGUCGAUAUCCGAUUAGAGGACAAUUAUGACAAAAACGAGGCAAUACGAAUGAUAGCUUGUGCUGCUGCUAGUGUUAGGCACUCGGCAAAAAGGCGUCCGAAAAUGAGUCAGAUUGUAAGAGUACUGGAGGGAGAUUCUUCACUCGAAGCGCUUCAUCAGGACGGAGUUAAAGCUGGACAUAGUACUAUGUACAGCAGCAGCACAAGUGGAGAUUAUGAUGCAGGAGCAUACAGUGCUGACAUGAAAAAGUUCAAGAAAGUAGCAUUUGAAAGCGGCGUAACAAGCAGCGAGUACGGUGGAACGAGUGAGUAUGGUCUCAAUCUUUCGCUCUCUAGCAGUGACCAACCUUCUUCUGAAUAUAGCAGGAAGACUGGAACUGCAACUGGAAAUGUAAGCCGGAUCAACACUCCAUGAGAAGCAAACCUCAUCUGAUAUGACAUGAUAUGAUCCAACUGUAUUUUUGAACUAGCUAGAUUGCUAAGAAAAGUAACAGAUGAAUAUCUAACCACAAAAUUUUAAUUCAAGUAAUGGUUGUUGAUGUUACUUAAUUCUUGACUAAUUGGCAGAAAAGUGCAUGUAUUGUCUAUUUUCCUUGUGGUGGAUUUUGUAUAGUUUUUGCAACUAUGAUUCUCUAAUUCUAUAGUGAUGUAUUUUGGCUUGGGAAAUU